AUGGGAUUCACGGACUUCCUAUCCAGCACGGGUCUGACCAUCUUGGAUCAGUGGACCCGGACGAGAUCGUACAUUGUCGGCUACGGUCCCUCGCAAGCCGAUGUAAAAUGCUUCCAAGCCCUGAAGGAGUCACCAAAGGUCGAGCAAUAUCCACACGCCUACCGCUGGUACAAGCACACUGCCACCUUCGAGUCUGAAUUCUCCUCUCUGCCAGGCGACCCCAGCAAGGAGUACACCGCCUACGGCCCAGAGUUGUCUGAGCUCACCGUCAACCCGGCCAAGGCCCCAGGGAAGGAGGAGGCUGCCAAGGGUGGUGACGAUGACGAUGAGGAUGUCGAUCUUUUCGGCUCCGAUGACGAGGAGGAGGAUGCAGAGGCUGCGCGUGUAAGGGAGGAGCGCCUGGCCGAGUAUUCCAAGAAGAAGGCCGGCAAGACGAAGCCUGCUGCCAAGUCGAUUGUCACACUCGAUGUUAAGCCUUGGGAUGACGAGACAGACAUGAAAGAGCUCGAAGGCGCUGUGCGCGGCAUUGAGAAGGACGGUCUCGUAUGGGGUGGCUCGAAGUUGGUCGCUGUCGGUUUCGGCAUCAAGAAGCUGCAGAUCAACUUGGUCAUUGAGGAUGAAAAGAUCUCCCUCGACGAGCUCCAGGAGGAGAUUGAGGGCUUCGAAGACUAUGUGCAGUCUUCUGACGUCGCGGCCAUGCAGAAGUUGUAG
Recurvomyces mirabilis is the source of this 711-nucleotide messenger RNA. RefSeq lists its product as uncharacterized. The record is from RefSeq and is a predicted model, not a curated record. Bases 1 to 711 code for a protein of 236 amino acids. Gene Ontology annotation, biological process: translational elongation. Gene Ontology annotation, molecular function: translation elongation factor activity; guanyl-nucleotide exchange factor activity. The transcript is spliced from 3 exons. Gene Ontology annotation, cellular component: cytosol; eukaryotic translation elongation factor 1 complex. NCBI's taxonomy places the organism in Eukaryota, Fungi, Ascomycota, Dothideomycetes, Mycosphaerellales, Teratosphaeriaceae.